This is a messenger RNA of Cryphonectria parasitica EP155, 3501 nucleotides long. RefSeq lists its product as uncharacterized. Gene Ontology annotation, cellular component: cytosol; cytoplasm. The coding region runs from base 1 to 3501 and encodes 1166 amino acids. The transcript is spliced from 6 exons. Gene Ontology annotation, biological process: 'de novo' pyrimidine nucleobase biosynthetic process; UTP biosynthetic process; L-citrulline biosynthetic process. Gene Ontology annotation, molecular function: ATP binding; dihydroorotase activity; metal ion binding. The record is from RefSeq and is a predicted model, not a curated record. NCBI's taxonomy places the organism in Eukaryota, Fungi, Ascomycota, Sordariomycetes, Diaporthales, Cryphonectriaceae.
AUGUCCUUGGGAGGUCCAUUGCGAGCUCCCGCCCUCCUCCGACAUGGUCGCCGGCUCCCAGUUCCUGCCACGCAGUCGAUCAGGGCCUUCACAGCGGCGAGUACCAAUGCUGUCAACAGAAUACCUGCCCAGACCAGGCAAUCUCUCCAGAAGAGGAAUUUCAUGACCACCGCCCGAUGUCUUGCGACCGCGGCUGCCCAGUCCGCGCCCAACCCGCAGGCCUACAUCCAGAGCGGUGUGGUCAAGCCCAAGGAGAUUGUUGAUGUGAAGAAAGUGCUGGUCAUUGGCUCUGGUGGUCUGGCCAUUGGUCAGGCUGGAGAGUUUGACUACUCCGGCUCACAAGCUCUGAAGGCACUGAAGGAGGCAGGCGUCAAGUCUGUUCUGAUCAACCCGAACAUCGCCACCAUCCAGACCAACCACUUCAUCGCCGACGAGAUCUACUACCUCCCCGUCACCCCCGAAUACGUCACCUACGUGAUCGAGCGUGAAAAGCCUGAUGGCAUCUUCCUCUCCUUUGGUGGGCAGACCGCCCUGAACCUCGGUGUCCAGAUGCAGCGUCAGGGACUGUUUGAGAAGUACGGCGUCAAGGUGCUGGGAACCAGUGUCCGGACACUUGAGCUUAGCGAGGACCGUGACCUCUUCGCCAAGGCUUUGGAGGAGAUCAACAUCCCCAUCGCAAAGUCUAUUGCUGUCAACACCGUCGAAGAGGCGCUUGAUGCCGCCAAGAACAUCGGAUAUCCCAUCAUCGUCCGUGCCGCGUAUGCUCUUGGUGGUCUCGGUUCCGGUUUCGCCAACAAUGAGGAGGAGCUCCGUAACAUGGCCGCUCGAUCAUUGACGCUCUCGCCUCAGAUCCUGGUUGAGAAGUCCCUCAAGGGCUGGAAGGAAGUGGAAUAUGAAGUCGUCCGGGACGCCAACAACAAUUGCAUCACCGUGUGCAAUAUGGAAAACUUCGAUCCUCUCGGCAUUCACACGGGUGACUCCAUCGUCGUUGCGCCCAGUCAGACCCUGAGUGAUGAGGAGUAUCAUAUGCUCCGUUCGGCUGCCAUCAAGAUUGUUCGUCACCUGGGCGUCGUUGGCGAGUGCAAUGUUCAAUAUUGCCUGCAGCCCGACGGCCUGGACUACAGGGUCAUUGAAGUCAACGCCCGUCUCUCACGGUCCUCUGCUCUCGCCUCUAAGGCCACUGGAUAUCCUCUUGCGUACACUGCAGCGAAAAUCGGCCUUGGACACAGUCUGCCUGAGCUCCCCAACGCCGUGACCAAGACCACUACUGCGAACUUCGAGCCGUCGCUGGAUUACAUAGUCACCAAGAUUCCUCGAUGGGAUCUCUCCAAGUUCCAACACGUCAAGCGCGACAUCGGCAGCGCUAUGAAGUCAGUUGGCGAGGUGAUGGCUAUCGGCCGUACCUUUGAGGAGUCCUUCCAGAAGGCCAUUCGCCAGGUCGACCCCAAGUUUGUUGGUUUCCAGGGUGACAAGUUCGCCGACCUGGACUACGAGCUGCAGAACCCGACCGAUCGUCGCUGGCUGGCCGUCGGCCAAGCCAUGCUGCACGAGAACUACACCGUUGACAGGGUCCACGACCUGACCAAGAUCGACAAGUGGUUCUUGCACAAGCUGCAAAACAUUGUGGACUGCACCAGGGAGCUCCAGUCAGUGGGCAGCCUUGAGGGCCUCAAGAAGGACCUGGUGAUGAAGUCCAAGAAGAUGGGUUUCUCGGACAAGCAGAUCGCCCACACCGUGAACAGCACAGAGGACAAGGUCCGCGCCCUUCGUUUGCAGUACGGCAUCAGGCCAUGGGUCAAGAAGAUUGACACUCUUGCUGCUGAGUUCCCUGCCGACACGAACUACCUGUAUACCACAUACAAUGCCUCAACUCACGACGUGACCUUUGAGGAUAAGGGUACUAUCAUCCUGGGCAGUGGAGUGUACCGCAUCGGUAGCUCUGUUGAGUUUGACUGGUGUGCUGUGAGUGCUACUCAGGCUCUGCGAAAGAUGGGUCACAAGACCGUCAUGAUCAACUAUAACCCCGAGACCUACAGUACCGACUUCGAUACCGCUGAUAAGCUGUACUUUGAAGAGUUAAGCUAUGAGCGCGUUAUGGAUAUCUACGAACUCGAAUCUGCUAGCGGCGUUGUUGUCUCCGUCGGAGGCCAGCUGCCUCAGAACAUUGCUCUCCGUCUCCAGGAGGCUGGAGGUGCUAACGUUCUCGGCACUGACCCCAAGGACAUCGACAAGGCCGAGGACCGUCAAAAGUUCUCUGCCAUCCUGGAUAGCAUUGGUCUCGACCAGCCUGCAUGGAAAGAGUUGACCUCGGUCAAGGAGGCUGAGAACUUUGCUGAGCAGGUUGGCUACCCUGUGCUCGUCCGCCCCAGCUAUGUCCUGUCCGGUGCUGCCAUGACGGUCAUCCGAAGCAAGGAUGAGCUCAAGGAUAAGCUGGAGGCCGCCAGCAAUGUUUCGCCCGACCACCCCGUCGUCAUCAGCAAGUUCAUCGAGGGCGCUCAAGAAAUUGACGUCGACGGUGUCGCAUCCGAAGGCAAGCUGAUCGUGCACGCCGUCAGCGAGCACGUCGAGCAGGCCGGUGUUCACUCUGGUGACGCUACCCUGGUGCUCCCUCCCACUACGCUAGAUGAGACCACCAUGGGACGUGUCAAGGAGAUUGCUGAAAAGGUCGCGAAGGCCUGGAACAUCACUGGGCCUUUCAACAUGCAGAUCAUCAAGGCCGAGGACCCUGAGGGUGGCGAGCCACAGCUCAAGAUUAUCGAGUGCAACCUUCGUGCCUCUCGAUCCUUCCCCUUUGUCAGCAAGGUUCUUGGCACCAACUUCAUUGACGUGGCCACCAAGGCCCUUGUCGGUGAGGAUGUCCCUGCUCCCACCGACCUGAUGGCUGUCAAGCGCGAUUACCUUGCGACCAAGGUUCCGCAAUUCUCAUGGACCCGCCUGGCCGGUGCUGACCCCUUCCUCGGUGUGGAAAUGGCUUCCACGGGUGAGAUGGCCUGCUUCGGCAAGGACCUGGUCGAGGCAUACUGGACAUCUCUGCAGUCUGCCAUGAACUUCCGUGUGCCCGAGCCCGGCGAGGGUCUGCUGUUUGGCGGUGAACUCAAGAAGGAGUGGUUGACCAAGAUCAUCGACUACGUGUCUCCUCUUGGCUAUAAGCUGUACGCUGCGGACAAGGAGGUCAAGCAGUUCCUCGAGUCGACGGCCAAGAACAAGGUGAACGUCGAGGUGAUCGAGUUCCCCAAGGAGGACAAGAGAGCCCUCCGUGAGGUGUUCAAGAAGUAUGACAUCCGUGGUGUCUUCAACCUUGCCCGUGCCAGGGGCAAGACGGUCAUGGAUGUGGACUAUGUGAUGCGUCGGAAUGCGGUCGACUUUGGUGUCCCGCUGUUCAUGGAGCCUCAGACUGCUAUCCUCUUUGCUCAAUGCAUGAGCGAGAAGCUUCCCCGGCCCGAGGGUAUCCCGCCCGAGGUUCGCCGGUGGUCCGAGUUCCUCCAAGGAAAGCCUCUAUAG